This is a messenger RNA of Phyllopteryx taeniolatus (common seadragon), 4016 nucleotides long. It is a transcript of the gene fgf1a, whose product is annotated as fibroblast growth factor 1a. Lineage: Eukaryota; Metazoa; Chordata; Actinopteri; Syngnathiformes; Syngnathidae. The record is from RefSeq and is a predicted model, not a curated record. Gene Ontology annotation, molecular function: fibroblast growth factor receptor binding; growth factor activity. Gene Ontology annotation, cellular component: cytoplasm. The transcript is spliced from 3 exons. Gene Ontology annotation, biological process: positive regulation of gene expression; positive regulation of cell population proliferation; animal organ morphogenesis. Bases 1398 to 1802 code for a protein of 134 amino acids.
UUCACCGUGCCAUCCAGUUAAAAGACAAAUGUUCUAUAUAUAAAUUUUAAAAAACAUAAUAAUAAAGACAGUCAAGCUGCUUGGAGAAAAUGUAUUAAUUCAUUUUAAUUUACUAGGAGACUAAAUAAAUUAGUGGAUCAAAUGUUAACAAUCUCUACAGCAGUGAGAGAUCAUCAGGUCACAAGUGGGCUGUUGGACCCAAAAUCUGCGUGUAGAUUGCCACAGUAUUAUUAUUAUUAUUUUUAAUGUGUUUGCUUGUCAAACUCUGACCCAAAAAAUCUGAGGACAGAAAAAUGCUGAUGUCAUCUCGGCCAGCUUGCUGGCCCUGUGAGGAUAAAUUUCAACUCUUAAUUGUUUAAAGAAGCAGUCCUAUUGCUAAUAUCAGACAUGCAAACCAAUGGCAUGAAAAAGGUAACCAAAAAAAAAAAAAACAUUGUAGGGGGGUAUCCCCUGGGCCCCCGCAGAUAAUUUUUUUCAUUGUUACAUAAAUUAAGCAAUCUGGAAGACUCUGAAGAGUACAAUAAGGCAAAAUAAACAAAUUGUAUUCACGCAGAAAAACAUUUAUUUACACCGCUCAAGUACAUUCAUUCAUUCAUCUGCCGUUCCGCUUAUCCUCACUAGGGUCGCAGGCGGGCGUGCCUGAGCCUAUCCCAGCUAUCUUCGGGCGAGAGGCAGGGUACACCUGCCUGACAGUUUUGAGGACCGGGGUUCAAAUCCCGGCCCCGCCUGUGUGGAGUUUGCAUGUUCUCCCCGUGCCUGGGUGGGUUUUCUCCACGAGACUCCGGUUUCCUCCCACAUCCCCAAAACAUGCAUGGUAGGUUGAUUGAAGACUCUAAAUUGCCCGUAGGUGUGAAUGUGAGUGCGAAUGCUUGUUUGUUUAUAUGUGCCCUGCAAUUGGCUGGGGACCAGUUCAGGUCCGAAGAUAGCUGAGCUAGGCUCCAGCAAGCCCGCAACCCUAGUGAGAAAAUGGAUGGAUGUUGAUCAGAGCUUCUGACAGUGUUCGUGCCAGCAGAGAACGCUUUGCUGGCCCCGACAGCUCACCGCUGAUAGCCUAUUUAUGCAAUUAUGGGCUACACAAUAUGUAUUUUGUUUUGAAAUUACCCAAUGCAUCCAUGUGUACUAUGGCAUUUAAUAGCCAAUAAAUAGACAUUGUCUCUUUUGUGUAUUUGGUAAUGAAUUUACAAUGACCUAUGAACUGAUAUGCCAUUUAAAGGGAUCGUGUAAAACUGUCCCUGCUCGUCCUCCGUACUUGACUCGUCUUUGGGGAGCGUCCCAGCUCGGGCACGCGCCUCCAUCCGCCCCAGUGGUCCCUCGUGCCCGCGUAUGCCCGCACACCCUCCCCCCAAAAAAGCCGAUUUUGAAGCCCAUUUUCUUCGCUAUUGGAGGCCCGCUGGAGGAUGACUUCCAUCCGGCUGUACUGCAUGAACGGCGGACAUCACCUGCAGAUUCUCCCCGACGGGACGGUCCGCGGCCAAAGGGACGACACGGACGUUCACACUUUUUUGCAGCUCAAGGCUGUGGCUCCAGGUGUGGUGGUUAUCCGAGGACGAGAAACGGGAAUUUUUUUAGCCAUGAACGAGGAGGGCCGCUUGUACGCUUCGCCGUCUGUAAAUGACGAGUGUCGCUUCCUGGAGAGGCUGGAGGAGAACAGCUACAACACGUACCGGUCUCACAAGUAUCAGGAGAACAGCUGGUACGUGGCCCUGAAGAAGAAUGGGAAACCUAAGCUGGGUCCCCGGACACACAUUGGACAAAAGGCCAUCUUCUUCCUCCCCCGCCGGCUGGAUGCUGACACCAGCUGACACCAGCACUUACCAAAAAUGUCAUGACUCAUGAGACAUUAUUUCUAUUUGUUUCAAAAUGUGUAACAUAUGUGUGCAGUGUUUCACAAAAAUGAGUACACCCUCACAUUUUUUUUGCAAUAUCUUUUAAUGGGACAUCACUAAAGAAACUUAGCUACAAUUUAAUGUGGUCAGUAGUAAAUUGACUGUCCCCUAAACACACAGCCAUUAAUGGCCAAAUCAGCGGCAACAAAAGGGAGGACACCCUGACGUGAAACUGUCUGAAUCGGGCCCAGGUACCAAUUUUCCCUCCCUGGUGACAUGUGACCCAUUAGUGUUAUAAGGUCUCACGUGUGAACGGAGAGCAGGUGUGUUACAUUUGGCGUUAUCGCUCUCACACUCUAAUAUUGCUUACAGGAAAUUUUGUGUGGCACCUCAUGGCAAAUAACUGAGGAGCUGGAAGAGUUUUCAUUCCUAUAAAGUAUCGUGAGUAUUUUUGGAAGCCACUGUAACAUAAUGCACUGUUUCAACAGUCAUACUACGCUUAAAUAUAGACAAAUAAAAAGUGUACUUAAAUCAUAAUUCAAUCAAAUCCAAAUCAAAAAAAUCGCACAUAGAAUUCAAAUUAAAUUGUAACCUAAAUAAAAGAUUGAAUGCAAAUUGUACUUCAAAGUUCAAUACAGCUAAACUGGACUUAACAUCAUUUACUGUACCUACUGGAUUUUUUUAUUUUUAUUGUUUCUAGUUUAAUCUAUUAUAGCAGGGGUGCACUCACUUUUGUGAGAUACUGAAUGUCUACUGCAUCACUGAUAGCGUAAUAUUUCACUCAUCUGACUAACAGCAUGGGUUGUGUUCCUACUCAGUGUGAAUGGUUGUCUGUCUCUAUAUACUGUAUGUGCCUUGCGAUUGACCGGCGACCAGUCAAGGGUGUAUUCUGCCUUUUGCCUGAAGUUAGCUCCGAUAGGCUUCAGCUUUCUGCCACCGUGAACAGGAUAAUCGAUGGAUGUCGACUGCUUAUUUUAUUUUAAUGAAACUAUGGUGAUUUUACUGAUACAAUCACCUAGUGGCUGUUGUGCGGAUUCCAUCAUGCAGGUCGACAUUCACGUUUUUAACAAACUUUAUCGUUCAAAUACUUGCGUCCUCCUAACUUUAUCGUUCUAAUACUUGCGUCCUAAUGUGCUGUUUAAUGACUAACACAACAGUUAACACUAUAAUUGUAACUGUUAACUUUUCAGUGAUUGAUUGUUGUUUAACACUAUAUAUGUAACUUAGGUUUUCCACAUAGGUUAGUGCUACCCAGCUGGCUGCUAACACAAACUCUUCAGUUGGAUCGCUAACACGACUCAUGGCCUUUUUUUUUUUUUUUUACAGUGUUAACAUUUUAGAAUAUACCGUUUGUGAAAAUUAUAAUCCAAUCAAUAGAUAUCUUUUCUAACAAAUCUUAACCUAUUGAAAUAUAACAGAUGGCUAUGGAAGUAUAUCUGUGCCAUCGGAGUUUGAAUUCGAAUUUCUAACUGAAUUUUUUUAGCAUCGAAUUUCUAACACUGAAUUUUUUUCAGCAUCGAAAUUCGUAUCACUGAAGUUUUUCAACAUUGAAAUUCAACGUAAAAAAAAUUCAACAUCACAAGAUCUUGAAUUUUUUUACGUUGAAUUUCAAUGUUGAAAAAUUUCAGUGAUACGAAUUUCGAUGCUGAAAAAAAUUCAGUUAGAAAUUCGAUGCUAAAAAAAUUCAGUUAGAAAUUCAAAUUCAAACUCCGAUGGCACCGAUAUACUUCCGUAGAUGGCCUUCAACUUUUACGAACACUGCAGCAAUUUUGCUGAUUACACUGUCACCCAGUGGCCAUUAUGUGAAUUGCAAAAUCCAGGUAGAUAACUGUUUCACUAACCUAUGCUAUUGAACGCCAACAUUGAGGUAGACAAUAGUGCUUUUUAAAAUACUGUAACGUGAAACCUCUAAUAAUUGCAUCCUCUGGUAUGGUUUAAUCUAUUACAGAAACAAUCACUGAUUGAUUAUUUAACACUAUAUAUUUAUUUAACAGUUAGCAUCUUCACAUACUCCAAUGCUAACCAGUUAGCUAAGGCCUUAGCUCAUGAAAGAGAAAUUAAGAUAUAUAAGAUUAAAUAUAUACUAUAGUUUGUUAAAUUGUUACCAUUUAUGGUGUGAAAUCCUAUUUAUUAGCAAAGAAAACUGGACUUAAAUGAACUACAGCUAAUAAAUGCCCUUGUAACACUCCA